UAUUUUCGUUCCUCUUCUUUUUUCUUUUCUCCCACUCUCACUUUAUAAUGGACGCAUCAAUAACAGACCAUGAACCUGGAAAACUCGGGAAGUUUGCCUUAAGGUUCAUGUCCGAGAAUUCAUUUGGUUACAAAAUAUUCUUUGGUCCGGAUCCACAUAAAGUUCGCUUUAAGGUUGUAUUGUUACUGUCCUGCCUGUCCCUUUUACAAGCUGUGGUAUGGGUAGCUGUAGUCAUCGCUUUCCGCCCUUAUCCUUCCAUGAUGGGUACAGGUGCCCUUGCCUAUACACUGGGUCUACGACAUGCUGUGGAUGCUGAUCAUAUCUCUGCAAUUGACAAUGUGACUCGAAAGUUGCUGAACAACAAUCAGCAUCCUGUUUGUGUGGGCUUGUUUUUCUCCUUAGGGCAUUCAACUGUUGUUUUUAUCACAUCCAUCAUCGUUGCUGCCACGGCAAAUGCAGUGGCCAAUAACAUUGACGAUUUCUCAGAAAUCGGUGGUUUGAUCGGUACCUCAGUUUCCAUUGCAUUUCUUGUCUUGAUUGCUAUUCUAAAUUUGAUUUGUAUGAUUGGUGUGAUCAAAACUAUGCGACAGGUGAAAAGAGAAGGUGUCUAUACCGAUAUUGAUGUUGAAGAGUACUUGAGUAACAGAGGAAUAUUGGGCCGUUUCUUUCGCCCUAUAUUCAAGUUCAUCAAUGCAUCAUGGAAAAUGUACCCCUUAGGCUUCUUGUUUGGUUUGGGCUUCGAUACAGCCUCUGAAAUCACCUUGCUAGGUAUCACAGCUGUUCAAGGUGCAAAUGGAAUGUCAAUGUGGCUUAUUAUUUUGCUUCCAAUUCUUUUUGCUUCAGGCAUGGCAUUGAUUGAUUCACUGGACAGUAUACUCAUGCUUUUUACAUACAAAUGGGCUUACAUUAACCCUGUCCGAAAACUCUUUUACAACUUGACUAUCACAUCUAUUAGUGUCACUGUUGCUGUGAUUGUGGCAUUAAUCGAAUUGUUCUCAUUGAUUGGCGAACAGCUUGAACUGGAUAAUGGAUGGUGGCAAUUUUGGUAUUUUCUUUCUGACAGUUUUGAGUGGAUUGGUAUCAUUAUUGUUGGUGUAUUUAUUGUUACUUGGGCUAUCAGUGCCGUUGUUUAUCGCCUCACAGGCUACAGAGAUCUUGAAAAAGAAUUUGAUGAAUACAAGCCUCAUAAAAUUAAGGAAAUGAUACCAAAACAAGGAAAAGCUAAAGAUAUAGAAGAAGGCAUUUCUCCUGAUAAGGACCAAAUAGCCGUCGAUUCACAAUCAAAGGAGAUUGAAUCUUUUCAAGAUCUGAAGAAAUCAUCGCUAUGAUCUUUACAAAAUUAUCUUCUAUACACCAAUACAUGUAAAUAAAAAUCAAUAUUGCUCGAGACAAUGAGUAAUAUUUGUAUAUAGCCAGUUUU
Messenger RNA from Gilbertella persicaria, 1420 nucleotides. Its product is annotated as high-affinity nickel-transport protein-domain-containing protein. Gene Ontology annotation, cellular component: plasma membrane. Gene Ontology annotation, molecular function: nickel cation transmembrane transporter activity. Gene Ontology annotation, biological process: nickel cation transmembrane transport. The transcript is spliced from 3 exons. The record is from RefSeq and is a predicted model, not a curated record. NCBI's taxonomy places the organism in Eukaryota, Fungi, Mucoromycota, Mucoromycetes, Mucorales, Choanephoraceae. Bases 48 to 1328 code for a protein of 426 amino acids.